This is a messenger RNA of Xiphias gladius (swordfish), 773 nucleotides long. It is a transcript of the gene dut, whose product is annotated as deoxyuridine triphosphatase. The record is from RefSeq and is a predicted model, not a curated record. Gene Ontology annotation, molecular function: dUTP diphosphatase activity; magnesium ion binding. The transcript is spliced from 7 exons. NCBI's taxonomy places the organism in Eukaryota, Metazoa, Chordata, Actinopteri, Istiophoriformes, Xiphiidae. Gene Ontology annotation, biological process: dUTP catabolic process; dUMP biosynthetic process. The coding region runs from base 83 to 691 and encodes 202 amino acids.
GAAGAAGCGCUGAGCUGCUGCCGGACAGAGUGGACGUAGCGUCGGUCAGGUGUUAGCUUUGCAGACGUCGUCAGCGAAUAGCAUGACACGAACGUUGCGAAGACUGCGGGACCUUCAGCAGCAAUACUCUUCGAUUAUUGCUGCUGCGCCGCGUCUCUUAGGAAGGGAAUUUCAUAUUCAGACGCUCGCUCGAAACAAAGACGUUAUCGAUGCUUCUGCAGUUUCUCCAUCAAAGAGGGCAAGGACAGAGACCUCAGACCAACGACCUGUCCUCAGAUUUGCUAAGCUUUCCGAGCAUGCCACGACACCUACCAGAGGCUCAGCUAAAGCUGCCGGAUAUGACCUCUACAGUGCAUAUGAUUACUCCAUUGGUCCUAUGGAUAAGGCCAUCGUGAAAACAGACAUCCAGAUAGCAGUCCCACAUGGCUGCUAUGGGAGAGUGGCACCGAGAUCUGGACUGGCAGUGAAAAACUUCAUUGAUGUUGGCGCUGGAGUUGUGGAUGAAGACUAUAGAGGAAAUGUUGGAGUUGUGCUCUUCAACUUCAGCAAGGAUACAUUUGAGGUGAAAAAGGGCGACCGAAUUGCUCAGCUGGUUUGUGAGAGGAUCUGCUACCCAGAUCUAGAGGAGCAAAAGACACUAGAUGAGACAGAGCGUGGUGCUGGAGGAUUUGGAUCAACUGGAUCCAAGUGAAAUCUCCAAAUAUAAUUGUAUUGCAAAUGUAUAUGUUGAAAGUGUGUAAAUUAUAUGCUAAUAAAGUUCUCAUUGUACUUUG